This is a messenger RNA of Hibiscus syriacus, 3959 nucleotides long. Its product is annotated as putative phospholipid-transporting ATPase 9. Lineage: Eukaryota; Viridiplantae; Streptophyta; Magnoliopsida; Malvales; Malvaceae. The transcript has 11 exons. Gene Ontology annotation, molecular function: ATPase-coupled intramembrane lipid carrier activity; ATP hydrolysis activity; magnesium ion binding. The coding region runs from base 181 to 3762 and encodes 1193 amino acids. The record is from RefSeq and is a predicted model, not a curated record. Gene Ontology annotation, biological process: phospholipid translocation. Gene Ontology annotation, cellular component: plasma membrane.
ACCCAAUCUUUUUAUUAAAAAAAAAUCUGUAAUUUCCUCCUUUCUUAUAGCUGAUUGUAUACGUACAUAUACACUGUACAUACAGUUUUUGGGUGAAACUAAGAUCAGGAGGGUGAGCUGAAUAUAUUAUUUUUAGUAAAUUGAUUGUUGUAGUUGAAAGAGAGGAAAAAAGGGGGGGAAAUGGGUGGUGGCAGGAAGAGGAAGCUGUUGAUGAGCAAGAUCUAUGGACUUGGAUGUGGUAAAGCAUCAUUCAAGGAAGACCAUUCGCAGAUUGGGGGCCCAGGAUUCUCCAGGGUUGUUCAUUGCAAUGAACCGAGUUCCUUGGAGGCGGGAAUCCACCGUUACUCGGAUAAUUAUGUCAGUACCACCAAGUAUAACGUUGCUACCUUCUUGCCCAAGUCAUUGUUCGAGCAAUUCAGGAGAGUCGCUAACUUCUACUUCUUGGUUACCGGUAUACUUUCCUUCACUGCUCUUGCUCCUUAUUCAGCUGUUAGUGCUAUCGUCCCUCUCAUCAUCGUUAUUGGCGCUACAAUGAUCAAAGAAGGUGUCGAGGAUUGGCGCCGAAAACAGCAGGAUAAUGAGGUGAACAACAGAAAGACAAAAGUUCAUCGAGGUGAUGGCCACUUUGAUCAUACUGAGUGGAAGAAUCUUAGAGUGGGAGAUAUUGUAAAGGUGGGGAAAGAUGAAUUCUUUCCAACGGAUCUCAUCUUGCUCGCAUCCAGUUACGAUGAUGCGGUUUGCUAUGUUGAAACCAUGAACCUUGAUGGAGAAACGAAUUUGAAGCUGAAACAAGCGCUAGAGGUAACUUCAUCCUUACAUGAUGACUAUAACUUUAAGGACUUUAAGGCUAUGAUUAAAUGCGAGGACCCCAAUGCGAAUUUGUAUACUUUUGUUGGAACUAUGGAGUUCGAAGAGCAACAAUAUCCCCUUUCUCCUCAACAACUUCUCCUUCGGGACUCGAAACUCCGGAAUACAGAUUACGUAUAUGGGGCUGUUGUGUUCACUGGUCAUGACACCAAGGUCAUGCAGAAUUCUACUGAUCCUCCUUCCAAGAGAAGCAAAAUCGAGAAGCAGAUGGAUCGGAUUAUCUACCUUAUGUUCGUUAUCGUGACCGUAAUGGGAUUUAUUGGUUCUAUCUUCUUUGGGAUUGAAACUGACAGAGACCUUGAAAAUGGAAGGAUUAGAAGGAGAUGGUAUCUUCGGCCUGAUAGUGCUGAAAUUUUCUUUGAUCCUAGUAGAGCUCCAGUUGCAGCAAUUUAUCACUUCCUAACAGCUCUUCUUUUGUAUAGCUACUUCAUCCCUAUCUCUCUGUAUGUGUCCAUAGAAAUUGUUAAAGUUCUUCAGAGCAUCUUCAUCAAUCAAGAUAUUCACAUGUAUUAUGAGGAGGCCGACAAACCAGCACAUGCCCGUACCUCUAAUUUGAAUGAAGAACUUGGCCAAGUUGACACGAUUCUAUCUGAUAAGACGGGAACACUAACCUGUAAUUCAAUGGAGUUCAUCAAGUGUUCUGUGGCUGGUACAGCUUAUGGCCGCGGUGUUACAGAAGUUGAGAGGGCAAUGGAUAGAAAGAAAGGUUCACCCGUCCGUGAACUAAAUGGCCCUAACCAUGUUGAGGAUUUUGCUGAUACGCCGGCUAUUAAAGGUUUUAACUUUAAGGAUGAAAGGGUCAUGAAUGGAAACUGGGUUAAUGAGCCUCGUGCGGAUGUCAUCCAGAAGUUUUUCCGUCUGUUAGCAAUCUGUCAUACUGCAAUACCUGAAGUGGACGAAGAGACAGGAAAAAUCUCAUAUGAGGCUGAAUCACCUGAUGAAGCAGCAUUUGUGAUUGCAGCAAGAGUCCUAGGUUUUGAAUUCCACAACAGGACACAAACAAGCAUCUCCCUACAUGAGUUGGAUCCUGUCUCCGGACAGACAGUUGACAGGUCAUAUAAACUUUUAAAUGUUAUAGAGUUUAACAGCACCAGAAAACGGAUGUCUGUAAUUGUAAGAGAUGAAGAAGGAAAAAUUCUUCUACUUUCCAAAGGUGCCGACAGUGUCAUGUUUGAAAUGCUGGCCAAGAGUGGUCGCGACUUUGAAGAGGACACUAGGGAGCACAUGAAUGGGUAUGCUGAUGCAGGACUGAGGACCCUUGUUCUAGCAUAUCGUGAACUUUCAGAAAAUGAAUACCAAGUGUUUAACGAGAAAUUCACUGAGGCAAAAAACUCAGUUAGUGCAGAUCGCGAAACCUUAAUUGACGAGGUUGCAGACACGAUUGAGAGAGAUCUAAUUCUCUUAGGGGCUACGGCUGUCGAGGACAAACUCCAAAAUGGGGUCCCUGACUGCAUUGACAAGCUUGCUCAAGCUGGGAUUAAACUAUGGGUGUUGACUGGAGACAAAAUGGAGACAGCCAUCAAUAUCGGUUACGCUUGUAGUUUGCUUAGACAAGGAAUGAAACAGAUUAUAAUCACUUUAGAUGCUCCAGAAAUCCAGUCAUUGGAGAAAACUGGAGACAAGAAUGCCAUCAACAAGGCAUCGAGAAAAAGUGUCCUUGAACAGAUAGCUUCAGGGAAGGCUCAGGUCUCUUCAUUAAGUGCAAUGUCCGAGGCAUUUGCCUUGAUUAUUGAUGGGAAAUCACUUGCUUAUGCUCUAGAGGAUGAUAUGAAGCAAAAAUUUCUAGAUCUCGCCAUUGGUUGUGCAUCUGUGAUUUGCUGCCGCUCCUCACCGAAACAGAAGGCAUUGGUUACAAGGCUAGUAAAAACUGGAACCGGGAAAACAACGUUAGCCAUUGGAGAUGGUGCUAAUGAUGUGGGAAUGCUUCAAGAAGCAGAUAUUGGGAUUGGAAUCAGUGGUGUGGAAGGAAUGCAGGCAGUGAUGUCAAGUGAUGUCGCAAUUGCUCAGUUUCGGUACUUAGAACGCUUGCUACUUGUGCAUGGACAUUGGUGUUAUAGGAGAAUUUCAUCAAUGAUAUGCUACUUUUUCUACAAGAACAUUGCAUUCGGUUUCACAAUAUUUCUGUACGAGGUGUACGCGUCGUUUUCAGCACAGCCUGCUUACAACGACUGGUAUUUAUCGCUCUACAAUGUCUUCUUCUCAUCACUUCCCGUAAUCGCUAUGGGAGUUUUCGACCAGGACGUAUCUGCACGGUUUUGUCUCAAGUUUCCUCUGUUAUACCAAGAAGGUGUGCAGAACGUUCUCUUCAGCUGGCGGCGCAUAGUGAGCUGGAUGUUUAAUGGAUUUUACAGUGCCAUAAUCGUAUUCUUCUUCUGCGCUCGAGCUCUAGAGCAGCAGGCCUUCAACGAUGACGGGAAAACCGCUAGUAGAGAGAUCUUUACGGGAACGAUGUACGCAUGCAUUGUCUGGGUUGUGAACCUGCAGUUGGCCCUUUCGAUCAGUUACUUCACCUUGAUACAACAUAUUGUCAUCUGGGGUUCCAUUGGAUUCUGGUACCUGUUUCAAGUGGUGUACGGUCUCUUGCCUCCCAGUUUCUCCACCGACGCCUACAGAGUUUUCAUCGAAGCUCUCGCGCCGGCUCCUUCGUACUGGUUCAUUACGCUUUUCGUCGUCAUCGCCACCCUUAUCCCAUACUUCUUAUACAACGCAAUUCAGAUGCGCUUCUUCCCCAUGUACCAUGGAAUGAUACAGUGGAUAAGACACGAAGGGCUGUCGGAUGAUCCGGCCUACGUCGAAAUGGUGCGCCAAAGAUCCAUCCGACCGACAACCGUCGGCUUCACAGCACGACGAGCAGCAAGCCGGCGAGAAGCAGGCCAUAAUCUGUAUGCCGUAUAAGUAAACGUCACAUCACGUGUGGGGAGACCAUCAUGUACAGUUCAGUAUUUGCAUGGCAGAAAUUUACAGAGAGGCUACAGCCGAGCAUCCGUACAUUGUAAAUCUUUAUUCUUUUUGUAUUAGUCUGAGAGAUUAUUUGUAUUAUCAAUGUUACUGUAUCCGUCCGAAGAUAUAUCUUUGUGAAAUAAAGAGGAUUU